This is a messenger RNA of Mangifera indica (mango), 1711 nucleotides long. Its product is annotated as polypyrimidine tract-binding protein homolog 2-like. Gene Ontology annotation, cellular component: nucleus. NCBI's taxonomy places the organism in Eukaryota, Viridiplantae, Streptophyta, Magnoliopsida, Sapindales, Anacardiaceae. Gene Ontology annotation, molecular function: mRNA binding. The record is from RefSeq and is a predicted model, not a curated record. Gene Ontology annotation, biological process: regulation of RNA splicing. The transcript has 11 exons. Bases 132 to 1439 code for a protein of 435 amino acids.
UUUGGCCCAAAAAUAUUGCAUCCCCAAACACCAGCCCGGAUAACAUUAUAAAUCGCUUCAGUUUCAUUUCUCCUUCCAAACCCUAACUUUUGUAAAAUCCCAUUCAAGAUCCGGCUUUAUAAAUAUUCAGGAUGGCAUCUGUAUCUAGUCAGCCACAGUUCCGUUACACCCAACCCCCAUCUAAGGUGCUGCAUUUGAGAAACUUACCGUGGGAAUGCACAGAGGAGGAAUUAAUUGAACUUGGGAAACCGUUUGGUAAAGUUGUGAACACUAAAUGCAAUGUUGGAGCAAACCGGAAUCAGGCUUUUAUAGAAUUUGCAGAUUUAAAUCAAGCUAUUGCCAUGAUAUCAUAUUAUGCUUCAUCCUCAGAGCCUGCUCAAGUGCGAGGGAAGACUGUGUACCUGCAAUAUUCUAAUAGGCAGGAGAUAGUAAACAACAAAACAACGGCAGAUGUUGCUGGAAAUGUACUGUUGGUAACAAUUGAGGGUACAGAUGCACGCCUUGUCAGCAUUGAUGUCUUACACUUGGUUUUUUCAGCUUUUGGGUUUGUGCAUAAGAUUACUACUUUUGAGAAAACAGCUGGAUUUCAGGCCUUGGUGCAAUUUUCCGAUACAGAAACUGCCUCCUCAGCAAAAAAUGCCCUGGAUGGAAGAAGCAUCCCUAGGUAUCUUCUUCCUGAGAAUGUGGGGCAAUGUGCCCUGAGGAUCACAUAUUCUGCCCACACAGAUUUGAGUGUGAAAUUCCAGAGUCAUCGCAGCAGGGACUACACUAAUCCUUACCUUCCUGUUGCUCCAUCAGCCAUAGAUGCUAGUGGUCAGUUUAGUGUGGGCAUUGAUGGGAAAAAACUAGAACCUGAGAGCAAUGUUCUUCUUGCAUCUAUUGAGAACAUGCAGUAUUCUGUCACCUUGGAUGUUUUACACAUGGUUUUUUCUGCUUUUGGGCCUGUUCAGAAGAUUGCCAUGUUUGAUAAGAAUGGUGGACUUCAGGCCUUGAUUCAAUAUCCUGAUGUUCAGACAGCUGUAGUUGCAAAGGAAGCCUUGGAAGGACACUGCAUUUAUGAUGGAGGGUUUUGCAAGCUUCACAUAUCAUAUUCCCGCCAUACUGAUCUCAGUAUAAAGGUUAAUAAUGAUCGAAGCAGGGAUUACACGAUUCCGAACACACCCAUGGUGAACCCCGAGUCAUCUGUACUUGUGCAUCAAUACAAUGGAUCUCAGUAUCCUCCAGCUCCUCCACAACCUGCAAUGCAUCAGCCUUCAGGAGGAUGGGGCUCAGCACCUCCAGCAGUACCACAAUCCAUGUCCAUGAUGCAUAAUCAUUCCUACAUGCCAGCUGGCACAAUGCCUCAAAUGGGCCCAGGAAUGAUGCAGAUGCCCGGCCAGCGUGGCAUGCCACCGCACAUAGGGACAAUGCCUCCAACUAGACCUGAUCGCAUGCAAUAGCACAUCUCCUGAGAUCAUUUUGAUAAAUUUUGUGCAGUCAUCGGAGGCCUCUGUCUCUAAAAGUGGCUGUUCGGUUGGGUGGAUGGAAAAUAUCAUUUUGGGCAAAAGAAGCCAAGGCGAACUUUCACCUUCCAAUUCUGAAGGAAGCCUAUGUAAGUGGCAGGCUAAGACUGGAUUACAAACGCUGUUUUGUUAAUGUGAAAUUACUUUUACUGUAUAUUUUCAGCCUGACUAUUAAGUUGCUGUCAUUACAAGCCAAUCAUUGAGAACUA